Anastrepha ludens (Mexican fruit fly) is the source of this 4031-nucleotide messenger RNA. RefSeq names its product interaptin. The transcript is spliced from 25 exons. NCBI's taxonomy places the organism in Eukaryota, Metazoa, Arthropoda, Insecta, Diptera, Tephritidae. The record is from RefSeq and is a predicted model, not a curated record. Bases 241 to 3723 code for a protein of 1160 amino acids.
UAUGUGAAGAGGUGAGUUCCAGUUUAGUUCGCAAUACGAGUACGAGCAACAAUUUUACUUAGAGUUGAGUGUCACGCAUACGUCAUGUAUGCCAAAAAAAUUUAUAUAAAUAUGACGAAAAAAAAAAUAAAUAAAUAAAUAUAUAUGAAAACGAAAAAUUUGUCAUUUAGAUACAGUUUAAGAACUCAAAUUGAUUAAAAUCGAAUUAUCAAAAAAUUAAAAGUCACAACAACUUGUCAGAUGAGUCAAAUUCCUUGUAAAAAUCCCACCGCUAGUGGGAGACACAAAAAUAAUACCAUGCAAAAUUUGAACAUAUGUCCGCAAGUUCGUGGACGCUCUCGUAACCGCCAAUUCCGUUUGAUAUCCACGUCAGAUGCACUUGAAACUGGAAACGAUAUAUCUCCAGGUCCACCAGCCAUUCUUAAUAUUGUAGUGCCCAGACAUAUAAGUAGUGAAACGUCGGUUAUUAGUUCUCGAAUAAACGUCGAAUCAUUGAAUGUAGUCUCAAAUUCGUCAAUGCCUUCAAGGACGUUAGACCAUAAUGAAUUUGAUGAUGAACCACAUUUUUCGGAAUUAGAUUCAUGGAUGGAUCAAAAGCAUUCAACAAUUAAGCCGUCAACAAAAAAGUGUCAGCCAACAGAAAAAUUGUGUCAUAAGGUGAAAAGCGCUGAAACUGUGCGACCGAUGAAAUCCAGCCAGCCAUGCAAACCACCGCAAUAUGAUGUAAACUGCUUGCAGCAACGACUAGUUAAAUAUCGUGCCGAAAUGAAGGGUUGUGGGGAUGCAGCAAAACUAAAUGGACAAUUGAAUGAGAUAUUUGUGCAACGCUUGGUCGAUAUUGAAAAUGUGGCGAAAGACGAUACGGAUAUUAAGCUUGUAACUUAUCAGGAGUGGGUGGAUAUGCUAAUGCAAAUUAAUGAGGUGAUAAUUGGCAAUAUGGUAGAUCUGGAAAGCGAAGUAGCAGAAAGGCUGGAGUGCAUGAAGAGUCGGAUUAAAUCGACUUGCAGCGAAGGAAGUAGUAUUGAGCAGAAAUAUCGUCAGGAUAUUUGUUCGCUAAUGAAGCUUAUAAAAAAUGCAUAUCACCAUGAUAACUGGGACAUUCAAGGACUUGAAUUCCACACUGUCAAUCUAAAUGAGAUUUUGGGUGCCAAAAAUGCAACUUGUUCGGACCCUGAACGUGCAAAUAACUUGAGGGAUCCGUUCGAAGAUGAUCAGGACUCAUGCAAUAGGUGUUGUGUUAAUGAUCCGGAAUAUGAAUUAGAAAAUGUUACUUUUGAACCGCCUGAUGUACGGUGUGGCCAUACAAGUCGAACUACUAAUAUGACGGGCAACGUCGGCAGUUACGUUGAUGCUUGCGAUCAGAAGUGCGUAGAAGAUAUUACUUGCAAAGCCAGCUGUAAUACGAUUACGGCUAAAGAACCAACAUGUUCUAUUACAGAAAUCUUACAAGAUUACUCUUUGGACCCACGGAGCAAGAAAUCUAUUAUACAAGAAGAAAACACGAAUUUACGUGCUCUUGCUGUAGAGGUCGCUGCCAAGCAUGAUGAGAUCUGUGAUUUAAAACGGCAAAUUUCCUGUCUGGAGGAGGAGAUACAAAAGGCGCAACAAAAGAUUCAGCUUAAAGAUAAUGUUAUAAAAGAGUUACGAAACGAUUUGAAAUGUGCCAAUACCAAGCUAACACAGAACGCUUCAAAUAUUUGUGUUGCAUGCGGCGGUGAGUCGACCUUUUACAGUAUGCCACCGAUUAAUUUGGAGCAACAGUCAUCAAGAAGCGCUUCAACACAGGUCUCUGCUGGUCCGGAUUCAUCCAAUCAGUUUCCAUGCCUUACUGAAGACUAUUCAUAUGACUAUUUGAGUAAUGCCGGUCAACUGGAACAACAAAAGCUAAAGGACCUCGAUGCUGAGUUAAAUGAGCUUUUUCGAGUUACUAACGAUUUUAAAAACCAAAAUCUGGAGUAUCAUCGGAAGCGGUUGUCGGAUAUUUUCCAAAAAUCAGAAGCAGAAAAAGCGGAAGCCUAUCGAAAGUUGGAUUUUAUUCGCAAACAACUUGUCAACCUCGAAGUUUCAAGCGGGCAACCAUCAAAACAUUCAACCAAUGAUUCUGAUUCAGGUUUUAGCUCCAAAGUUGACGGUAAUCAGGAUGCAAAGAUUUUAAAUGGCCUGCGCGAGCAUCUACGUCGACUAAAUGAUACGAUUUUCGACUUGAAAAAUUGUAUACAAAAUCUUAAAAUCGAAAACAAUGAACUUUCCACGUGUUUGGAAACAGAAAAGGACUUUGCGCAGCGGAACAGUGAUACGUUAAAGGAUAUAGCAGAUAUGCUUUCUGGAAUGUCAGGCGAGCAUUUUUCCUACAACGAUAUGUAUGACAGGAAUUCUGAGUUAAAUCCUUUCUGCCAAGCAAUCAUACGAAUGAAAUGUAACUCUGAAAACAAAGAACGAACACUUCGAAAACGUUUAUCAAUGAAAUGCGAACAACUUGAACUGCAGAAAUCGGAGAUGUGUAAUGAAAACGAAUUGAAGCAAUUGCAUAGCAGCACCAAAUUGAACGAGAAUCUUCGCUGCCAAGUACAGCAUUUGCAACGUACCAUUUUGGAGAAAGAGCAAUGCAUUGGAAAACUGAAUAGUAUGCUGGAUCAGGUGCAAUGUGAACAACAGCAACAACAUCAUCAAGCCAAAGAAUGUUGCCUGCACGCUAAGGACAAGGAGUUACUUGAGAUGUGUCAGAAGUUGGAACAGGCUAAUAAAAAGGUAGAGUCACUAAUGUGUGAACUAGAGCAGAGCCAGAAGCAGGAGCGUUUUUUACUUUGCGAGACUCGAAAGCUUAACGAAGAAUUGAAUGAGAGUAAAAGAAAACACAGUGAUCUUAAUAUGCAAAUGCACCGACUAAAUACAUUACUGAAGUCUCAAGAUUCCUGCCGAACCGAUAUUUGCAAAAAAUAUGAGGAACUGGAACGAAAUUAUGAGGACCAGGCGAAACAGUUGCGAGCCGCAUGUGCUCAAAUGAAUUGCCUACAAGAGCGUCUUGGGCUAUUGGACAAACGUCAGGAGGAGCACAAUAUGGAGCGUAAUCUGUUAAGGGACGAAGUGCUGGCCUUGAAAGAAAAGGAAGCUGCGUUGCUGAGCAAACAAAGAUGUCUUACGGAGCAAUUAAUGAAGACUGAAAAGGAACUAUACACGGCACACAACGUAAUGAAGGAGCAGCAACAAAUCAUGCAGCGGAGUGAGUCUACGCAAAAAGAUUUCACAAAGCGACUUCAAGAAGCAAACAAUGAGCUAAAGAGGCAAUUCAAAGUACUCUGCGAUGACUAUGCAGAGCUUGAGGAUGAAUACAAGAAACAAUGCGAUCUUCGCAAGCAAAAUGAAAAAGUUAUUGAAUCAUUUCGCAAGUGGAAGGAAGCGCAAUUGAAAGCAGAUGACGCGACCCGUGCGAGUUUCAAACAGUAUGAGGAACACAUAAAACUGUUGCUGGAAGAAAAACAAAAAUUCUUAAGACAAUAUCACGAUCUGUAUAGAGACUAUUCUACAUUGCAGAAUGAAUUGGAAAGAAUAAAAAUGUGCACGUACAGUUUCAGCAAUCCCGAACCGACAUCGAAUAUUUCGGAAAAUUCGAUACCGCAGCGCCUAGGGCUCAUCCGUAGCACAUCACUUCGCGUUUCACAGCAGAGCAGCUCUUUAAAGUGUGACGACACAUCGCUGGACGCGUCAGGGUCUAAUCCUCUGUGAGCUGAGCCGUUGUCAAGCAACAAAGUGCAUUAUCUGUGGUGCCUAUAUGGUAAAUGUGAAUGAUAACAGCGAGGGUUUCCACUUUUCUUGUAUCUCACCGGCGACUUAUCGUGUUUGUAGUUGCACAUCAGAGCGACAAUUCCGACGAAUGUGAAUCACAUGUACUAUAUCUACUAUAUACAUUUGAGUAUAUUAACUAGUUGUGUUCUGAGCUGAGUUUCUAACCAACCGUGCGUAUAUAUUUAUAUGUAUGUAUAUAUAUUAUUUUUGUUAUUAUAAAUAUGUAAUAUAAUAUAUAUAAUGAUAUA